Molecule: messenger RNA, 1509 nt
Organism: Chara braunii
Lineage: Eukaryota; Viridiplantae; Streptophyta; Charophyceae; Charales; Characeae
Source: the annotation of a GenBank genome assembly
UCUCCUCUUCCCUCUGGGCUUUUGCCCACUUUCACGUGUAGAGUAGGGCCCACUCGUGGUGGGACUUCCACCACCCCCUACACGAAGGAGGAGGAGGAGAAGAUGGCCGCCCUUUUACAGGAGAAAAAGGAGAAGAAGGAGGCCAAGAAGAAGGCCUUGAAGGAGGAGCAGGCGGCCAAAUUAAAAAAGAUGGAAGAAGAGAUGGCCAGGGAGAAAGAGAAGUUGAAAAAGGAAGAAGAAGAGAAGCUGAAGGAGAUGGUUGAAGAAGAGGAAGGUCCGUCACAACAAAAGAGUAGCGGGCAGCCCAGAAGUGGUAAUGGUGGGAACCUGGAGAAGAGAAUAUCCGAGUGGGUUGCUAGCCUGACUGUGGGAGAAGAGGAAGAGGUUAGUAUGUACAUCCCGCAGGAUCAGCAAGAAGCUGCCAUGAGGGCUUGGGAUGCAGAGAAAGACCCCCUUAGACGCCAGGCGUUGGAAGAUGAGAAGAGGAUGGAGUGGAAGUUAGCGGUGAUGAGGGAGAAAAAGAGGAGAGUUGACAAGGCGGCAGAGGCGGCGGAAGCACUAGAGGAAGUGAAAACGAUAGAACAACAAUUAGCCGCCCAACCCGAUUUCCCGAAUCAGAUGCGAGUCAUGGCUCGAAGCAUCGCAUGCCUGGCACGAGUCCAGGCAGAUCAGUAUGACUUCAGUAGGAGUCAAGAUAUAGCUGUGCGCUCGAUACGAUUGGGCUUUAGGGACUUUGCUCGUGAACUGGUAGGCGCCGUUGCGGCUGAGGUGGGUCAUCGCCUCGACAAGACUGAGCGGUUCUGUACUGGCGCCAUUGAAGGCGUCAAGGCGGCAGCCCCCAAGGAAGAGGAACCACGCCCGCCACGUAGAGAGCCGAUCAAGGUCAAUUUCCCAGAUUCCUAUAGUGGGAAGAGGGAAGAGAACUUUGAUAAUUGGGAGGCCAACGUUAAGACCUAUGUGCAUUUGCAGCAGGUUUCCCUAGAUCAGCAAGUCUUGAUUGCGAUCCACGCGCUUAAAGAUGAGGCCGCCAGUUUUGCAAGGUCCUUGGUUCGUGCCGCUAACUGUAGCGACGAUCCCGUUGCCUACUCCUYGUUUACCUCCCUCACCGAAUUCCUGAAACUGCUGCGUGAGCGAUUUGCUGAUGUCGCCCGCAGUGUCAAGGCUUCAGAUAAGCUCCAAACCAUCCACGUGCGUAAAUGGAAGAGUGCUAGAGCACUCAAGGGUACGAUGGAUGAGUUGGUGGCCGUCCCUGACCAUAAGGUCACAGAAGCCCAACUGGUCAAUCUCUUUKACCGGGCCAUGCCCGAAGCCUUGCGAGGGCAUUUCUUCGCAAAGAGCGAAGACCCUGCCACUACGUACGAUUCUCUUAGUCGAGAAGUGGUGGCUUUCGAAGCCAAGUCUGCGUGCGUGUCUACCUUCUGACACAAAGACUUGGACAAAAGGAAACCAUGGAAGGGUCGCACUAUCUCAGGGCAGGUAAAGACCAAGGAUAGCCUUGUCCUGACUUUA